Molecule: messenger RNA, 606 nt
Organism: Miscanthus lutarioriparius
Lineage: Eukaryota; Viridiplantae; Streptophyta; Magnoliopsida; Poales; Poaceae
Source: the annotation of a GenBank genome assembly
AUGGGAUGCGCCAUCGUCGUCUCGGAGCCCAGCGUGCUGCAGGACCUGGCGAGCAUGCUCAGGGCCGGGGACGGCGCGGACGUGACGUUCGUCGUAGGCGGGCGGUCGUUCCCGGCACACCGGUGCGUGCUCGCCGCGAGGUCCGCGGUGUUCAGGGCGGAGCUCUUCGGCCCCAUGAAGGAGAAGGCCGCAACGCGCGUCAAGGUCGACAACAUGGAGCCUUCCAUCUUCGAGGCGCCGCUUUGCUUCGUGUACACGGACACUCUGCCGGACGGUGACGGCGGUGUUGCCACGGACGACGACAAGGACAGGAAUGUGCCGAUGCAGCACCUGCUGGUGGCCGCGGAUCGGUAUGGGCUGGACAGGCUUAGGCUCAUGUGCGAGGUGGGGAUGUGCCAUAGCAUCGACGCGGACACGGUGGCGACUACUCUGGCUUUAGCCGAGCAGCACCGCUGCAUGCAGCUGAAGAAUGCUUGUCUUGGAUUCAUAGCUUCGCGGGGCAUGCUUGGUGCUGUCGUGCAGACCAGUGGGUUCUGUCAUCUUGUCGAGAGCUGCCCUUUGGUUCUAUUGGAGAUUUUGGACAAGCUAGCUUCUCUAGGAAUGUAG